Mercenaria mercenaria is the source of this 3541-nucleotide messenger RNA. RefSeq lists its product as uncharacterized. The transcript has 4 exons. The record is from RefSeq and is a predicted model, not a curated record. Gene Ontology annotation, molecular function: calcium ion binding. Bases 1444 to 1917 code for a protein of 157 amino acids. Lineage: Eukaryota; Metazoa; Mollusca; Bivalvia; Venerida; Veneridae.
AAAAAUGAAUAAAAAAUCAAUGGUAUUCGUCCUUUAUUUGCAUUUUGCUCCAAUGCUUAUUCAUAUGGCUGUGAUUUUCAAACUUGCUGUUAAAUAUUCAUAUGCUUGUUUUUAUCAUCUUUAUCAUUAACGACGUUGUCUACUUGUUAGCAGUGAGCACAAUGCCCAAUUAUUAUGCUGCCUAACUGAAAUAUCAUGCCGUAGACAUGUGACAUCAUUCUCCACCCAGUCACAUUAUACUGACACCGGGCAGACCAGUCCUAUCACUAUCCUCUUAAUGCUGAGCGCCAUGCAAGGAAGCUACUAGUACCAUUAUUUACGUAUUUGGUAUGACGCAGCCAGGAAUUGAACCCACUGCCUCCCGGCUCUCGAAGUAUAUUUUACACAUGUUUUACUAACCUGCCUUUUUUAAGCAUUCAUCUGCAUGCGGAUAAUGUAUACUGUCUUGUGACUAUACGACACUGGGUUUGUGCAAAUAAAACUGUUAAUAUCUGGCCACUAAACUUCUCAAGGAGGUGCCCUUCCCCUCCCUUGUGUUCAUUUCUGUUUCUGGUCUAUGUUUUAUUCUUGUGGCCUGCUUGUUUUACUUCGUUCGUCCAUUUUUUUGUAUAUUCCUGUUGUUUGUAUAUACAUACAUACAUACAUACAUACAUACUGUGUAGGGUUAUUUUUGCGGAGGUUGUGUUUCGUUGCUAUUUCUACUGCAUUUAAAUUUUACUGAUUAACUUGACUUUGUACGUCUUUUACGGCAUUAGUAAUUUUAUCAUCCAAUUCAUUUUAUUAGUAUUCCAGUAUUUUUACACAGUAUUUACUCACCCCAUUCCAUAUAUAUGAUUUAAUUACCAGAUAAUUUCAGUAAAUGAACCAUGCAACCGUUAGGCAGUAUUAGGUUACUGCAUUUUCAUGCAACAUACAGAAUUAUAUCAUACAGGUGAGUAAUCUCCCACUUUGUGGUAAAUCUUUUCAUAAAAUUAGAUAAUGAUCAACGGAAUUUCGUAUAUAAGUACAUCUUUAAAGAGAAUAUUUUCCAAAAAUAAAAUUAGCGGUAAUAUUAGAAUUAAUCACUAACUUGCGAAGAAGUAGUUCCAGCUGUAAGUUUUAUUGCGUGGCAAUAAUUUACUUACAUAUUCAAAGUUAUUUCGAUAAAAGAUAAACAAAUUUUUACGACCAAUGCAUUCCAUUUUUCUUGUUUUACAGGAAUUACAUACUAUUUUGUGUGUGCACUUUAGAUGUGAUAGAAGUGUUUCAAAUAUGAGCCUAUGUGUUUCAGACUGUCUGAGGAGACGAAAAGUAUGAUAAGAGAUGUAACAAAUAAAGCUAGAACGUGUUCAACAGGUAUUUGAUAAAUGUCUGACGGGAAGAUGCGCACGCCCAUGUUAUACACCGUGAUAAAUGUUCUCAUCCUUGAUUGAUCCGUGAUCGACGACAGGUUAACCAGGAAACAUGGCUAUGAGGAAUAGAAAAAUUCCGAAGGAAGUUUUGGCUGUGUUUGAAAAGUACAUGAAAAACAAUGUAAGAAAUUUGAAGAAGGAACAAGCCUUGGAUAUGUUUGAGAAAGAGUUUGGUCUGGACGCCGAGCAGGGAGAAAUCAUGUUCAGCACCUUUGAUAAAGACAAAAAUGGCAUAAUGAGCAUAUGGGAAUUUCAGCAGUUUUAUAUGAGUGUCGGUGAUUGCGCUCAAGAUGUGAUAAACAAAUUCAAAGAAAUAGACGCUGACGGCAGCGGCAAACUGGAUAGCGAGGAAGCAAAAGAAGGCUUAAAGUCAUUGAAGACUGCAACAGGAAGAAACUUGGAAGAAAAAGAAGUAGAUUUUUUCAUGAAAAGUGCUGUUGGUGAAGAUGGCAUGAUUGAUCUUGGACAGUUUACUAACCUGUUGUAUACCCUGAAGUUAUAUAAGGCCCCAGCCCCAAAGAAAUAGUGAAUUAGUUAUUCAGUUUGGUUGACGCGCGGAACCUUCAUUUGUAAUAACGUUUCAAUUCGUACGUAUACGUUUAUACAUAAUUAUAUAUUUUUGUAAUGCCUGUUACAUUUUAAUAACUAUAAUUCAUUACAGACAUCGCUUAUUAGUCUCCAAAAUAAAACGUUUAGUUGAAUUCAAUAAGAGGUAACAUUGUAUAAGGAAUAUAGUACAACUUCGGUAUUCAUUAUGCAUUAUAUACUGGAAUGUUUUUCGCACAGAACUACGAUGAAAACGUGGAAUAAGUGAAAGUUAUGUCGCAAUCAUAUAUCGAUGCUAACCUACGUGAAAAAUAUUUUUACGAAUAAAAAACAACAGUUGUAACAAACGCUAAAAUCUAAAGCAACACAACUAUAAAGAAACACUUUUGGCAUGAAUUAUUUUUCUACUUGACAUGAAAUAAUCAGUGUCAUUCUUUAUAUUGUUCUGCAAAGAUCAAAGUUAAUGUCUUUGCUACUUUAAUUUUGAUUCAUUUUCAAAUUAGUUUGUAAAUUUUCUUCACGUGCAAGCUGCACAUUUAAAAAAAAACUAAAUGUUUAACUUCUGCAUGGGAGUCUUUUAAUGAAAAGAAACAUUCUUGACGUUUUGCCAAAAUGUUGAAAUUUUGAGGGAAUAUUUUCAAUAACGAAAUAAGAAUGAACCUGUUAUAUAUAAUAUUAAAUGUUUAAUUUUGAAAUCAUUCUUGCAUGGACAAGAAUAAAUUACUUAGGACUGAUAUUAUGUUUUUCUAUCUGCAUCACAAUUGAUGCGAUAUAUGAGGUUAGUAUUGAUGGAAAUCUCCUCUCUGUUGAUUGUCGGUUCUAAAAGAUGUUUUCCUUUAUUGAAGUUCCACCUACUUAAUGGUCGAUUUCAACACAUCUUUUGAAAUUUAAAAUGAAACGACAUGUACUUCAAGGAGAGUUCUCUGGCUUACACCUGAAACUCAUUGCUCAUAAAUGUAAGUGUAAGUUGUUUCGAUCUAAACAAUUUCAAUAGACAUUGAAAAAUACACUGUGAGUCAUUUUGAAGAAAGAUAUUUGAUGAAUUCGUCAAAAUUUAAGGUUGAAGUCCUUGUGAAUGCUGUGCCAGUUUGUGACUUUAAUUUUUGUUCUUGGUUAAGCAAAUAAGCAUUUCUAAAUAAUGAAAUUUAUAUAAAGUAUGAGAUACAUAUUUAUAAUGUAACAUGCUAGGAAAAUUUAACGCAAAUCUAAUAUGUUUGUUGAAGACUGUACAAUCAAACCUGAAAUUUUCAUCGUCAAAAUAUGCGCUAAUACAUCCAGAUCGUUUUUGGUCAUUGUUCAUUUAUUUUGUAAAAUUUAAUACUUGCCGAAGUCUAAACAGAAGUAUGGCAAAUUGCUUAGAAUUAACAGAUAACCUUUAAUUCAUCAAUGCACUGAUAGAACAUGAACGAGAUUCGCAGACGGCUUAAGACUAUUUAUUUAGUGCAGUCACAUUACAUUUCGGAUUUUUAUUUAUCGGUUGAAUGCUGUUAUAGAUACUUUCAAUAUUAUUUAUUAAUCUAUUUAUAUAAGUUGUGAUUUUGUAUCUUAUAUAAAUGUAUUGUAUUAUUAUAACUUUGUGAAUAAACAUUUAAUAUCAAACAUUU